AGUAACUAGCACGAACGUGUGUAAGGGAGAUAACUGCGUAUGUCUUCCCCCGUGGUACGCAAACAAGUGAGAAACCGUCUAAUUCAAAGGUUCCUUUUCACGAAAAGGCAAUGGGCAUAAUAACGUCUAGAUUCAGCAAAAAGCUGUCAACUAUUGAAACUUUGGACAAAAUUCACAAGGACAUGUCCAGACUUGAGCAAAAUCGUCGUCGUAGCCAAGUCUUGCAAAAGAGGAUAGUAGCAAGUCUCCUGCUGUAUUCCAUCUUACUGUACAUAAUUGCUGCUGUGGUCUUCUACUAUCUCUACUUUCCAAAGACAUGGCAGGAAACAUUGCUGUAUACCUUUCCACUUAUUAUCUUCCCAUUUUUAGUAUGGGGAGCAAGAAAAUUCACUCACUGGUACUUUGUUCAAAGACUAAGUGCAAGUGAACUUGCUCUGAGUGAACUUCGUGCACAGAAGAAAACAAUUCUUGAAGAAGUCAUGGAAAAAGAGACAUACAAAAAGGCAAAGGAAAUUUUGGAAAAAUAUGACCCUGCAAGAUUUAAGCAGCUAGAGGCAGAAUUUGAUGAGUCCCCUGUCGUGAAGCCAUUGGAAAAGGAGAAACCUAGUGAAGUGCCAGCACAACUUCAAGAACGUGGAACAUACCUACGUCAGCGUGUCCGAGUUCAGCCUGCAACACCAAGAAUGCCUUUGAUUAGAAGCAGCACCCCUGCUAGACCAUCAUUUAACCCGAGUCAUACACCAAGAAGUGCCAUGGGAACACCUGCUUUUCGUCCUGCUUCAGGACCACAAUUUAUGAUGCAGGCAGGAUACAGUUCACCUCCAGGUCCACCCAUGCCACGCACAGUACUGCCACAGAAACGAGGUGCAGUUGACAAAUUGAUUGACUUCAUGGUCGGAGAUGGGCCUCAGAACAGAUACGCUCUUAUUUGUCAGCAGUGUCACUCACAUAAUGGCAUGGCCUUGCCUGAGGAGUUUGAAUAUCUCAGUUUUCGCUGCUGUUAUUGCUAUUAUUUAAAUACAUCAAAGAAGAUGAGGCCGUUGCCACCUAAGCUGGUGAAUUUGCAAGGUGCAUCAUCUUUGAAGCCAUCAGCAGAGUCGGAUAAAUCCCCGAAAAAUUCUAGUGAAUGAAGUUAAAGAGGAAGCAUCAGAUGAGGAUGAGGAGUCCAGUGAAGAAACUGGGGAGGUGGAGCCUGCAGAUGACACACCAGAGUCCAAAGUUCAAGAUGUGCCCAUGCAGAAUCAGAUUGAAGACAUUCAAUUAUCGGACAGAAAAAAUACUGCUUUGGAAACUACUAGUCCACAAGAUGGGGUGGAAACAGAAGAGAAAAAGUGAUUGAGCUACGUGAAGACUUUCUAAACCACUAAUUUAUUUUAAGGCAUUUUCUCCUUCUAGUCUUCUUUAAAACCUUUUUAGAAUUUUUUGCAUGGUGUGCAAUGUCAUGAUCUAUAAUUAUUUUGUGGGUCAUAAGUCAUGUCAGACUGGAUAUAAUUAGAUAAGGACUUGAUAGAAGAAUUAAAAUAAUUUGUAAGGGAACUGUUGUCAGAGAUACAAUAUUUUUUCAUUUGUUGUCACAAUAUGGGAAAAAUAAAUAGCCAGCCUUUCAGCCUAUAAAUCAUAUUUCCAGGAAUGAACUCAAAUGUCAUAAAUGCAUGUUGGCUUAUCUGUGCUUGGAUUAAUUUAAUGCCACUACGUCAUAUCAAAAACUUAAAAUAAAAUCCCACCAGGACAUUAUGGGUACCUCUGUGAGGCAGUGCUUGAUGAUAGGUACACUGAACAGUAAGAUAUUUCAUUCAGCAGCAUUUUUCUUAUUUUUAUAUGUCUCAGGCGAGUUUUUCUAGUCUAAGAUAUUUUGGUAGAAGCAUAUUUAAAGUGGAAAAGUGACUGAAAUGUAUCUUUGUUGAUUUAUGGAUUCAAGUAGUUUUAUGAUGCCGCCUUAUUAACAAAUAAAAUUAAAUUCUUCCACAUUUUCUAUUAGUUCAGCAUUUCACAAUUUCCUGCCUUUUGGUUUUUUUUUAUCUAGUCACUUUUGUACGUUCUUGGGUCGUCUUUAUGUUCACCAUUUGUGUCCAGGCUGUCAUAUGCACUAAACAAGGGUCUCUCAGAAUAUUGUCAAUUGUUACAGACGGUUUUAGGGUAAUUUUUUGUAACAUGCCCUUCAGAAUCUUUGCCUUCAUCCUUUUGAAGCACACAAUGAUUUGACUUUUAUCACUAUAGAUAUAACUUUUAAAAUGCAUUCAGUUGCUGUCCACUCCAACAGUUUCUUCCAUCAAAGAUUUUCUGAGAGAUGCCUGUGCUAGCAUUAAAGUGUUGGCCCAGUUCCUUGCACAUUUGUUUGAAUUCCACAACCAACCUAAAGCUUAAAAAGGGAUUGAGGGUGGAGGCUGUUGAUUUUCUUGGCGUUUUUUGUAGAAUCAUGCUUUGAGAAUAUAGUUCUGUGAAAUAAAUGGUUUCAUUCUCUAUAAUACUAGCAAGGGAACAUCGUAGCAUACGGGAACAGUUGGUAUGUGCUAUAAUGUUAGUAAAGGAACAUUGCAGCAUAUGGGAACAGUAUGUGCUAAAUGAGGAGUUUCAAUUUUUGUGUUUGUGUGGCAACUUUUCUUUUGCUGAAGAGUUCACAAUAAUUUCAUGGUUGCUUGUUCUGGCAAUCCAGAGAUCCUUUGGCAACAAUGCACAGCCUUUUUGUUUUGUUUUUUUAUUAGAGCUAAAAGCACAAAAUUGCCAAUAAGCAUGAAAUUUUUAAGGACUUGAUUUAUUGCAAAACUGCAUGUAAGCUGUAAAUUCAAUUCUGUGUGUGUACACAAAGCGUUUGUGUGUGAGUGAAACAAUGUGUGGAUGGUAGCAGGAGUAUGUGAGCUUGUGGAAUGAGCCUUAGUGAUUUAUUGUAAAUAAUCGUAAUACAGAGUAGCAACAGUUAGUGGUUUGUUUGGAUAGCAUGUUUUGGAUUGACACGACCAUGUUUUCAAGGUCUAGUCAUUAUCACAUAACCAUCAUUCCUGGCCUCAUAUUUUAUCAGCAUUCCUUAAUAGAUUUUACUUGAUGCCUAAAUCGCAAAAUAUACUUUCUGUUGAUGUAAUGAGAAGUGUGCCUACAGCUGAUACAUUGUGAUGUCACUAUAUUGUGAGAAAUUUAGGGUUAUUUUAAUGAAUGAUAUAUAUCAAACAGUAGUAGUGUUGGUAUUUUGCUGCACUUUGUGAGUUCAUUGCUGUUUAAAACAAUGUUUGCAAUGGAUGUUAGGGACAAGUAAUAGAUUUUGUUGUAUGGUAAUUUUGUUUGAUCGUUGCAAGCCGUUCUGGCAACAUGUAGUGACUUUCUUUUUAAAUGGUGCUGCCUCGCUCCCUUUCUUUCAUCUUGAUCAUGUUUAUCUCACGUUAUUUGUGUGCUUCUCUUUCAUAAUAUGUGGGUGGUUGCAAUUUACACAUGGGAACAUAGUGGACAUGCGCUGUGGCAGCACUCAGGUGAAAUGCUUUGCGGCGCUAACCUGACCGUGACGCUCCUUUCAACCAUAUGAUGCUGCCCUAACCCCAGUCAUGUCUGAAGCGGGGGCCACUGACCGUUUCGCUGAUGGUAUGAAGCGCACUUCCAUGACAUUUUCUCUGUUCUCCAACUUCAGCAACAGGAACAGCAAGGUUCACUCCCACUUUAUAACGGUCUUCCGUCCGUGACCCCCCAACAUUUGGUCAAGUCCCAGACUUUGACAGUUUUGUCUCCGUUUAUACUUUGGUCUCACAUGAUGCCCAACGCCAGGUGCUGACCCUUGACCUUAGUCACCAAGAUGCAUUUACUAAGCUGCAGGCAACCCUUCUCUCCACCCUCUCCCCCAUCUCUCGUCUCCGCCGAAACAGUAUGAGCACAACUCAGGAAAUAAAACUCCUGCUUUGCUUUUC
Messenger RNA from Pomacea canaliculata, 3887 nucleotides. Its product is annotated as endoplasmic reticulum junction formation protein lunapark-B-like. The transcript has 12 exons. Lineage: Eukaryota; Metazoa; Mollusca; Gastropoda; Architaenioglossa; Ampullariidae. Gene Ontology annotation, biological process: endoplasmic reticulum tubular network organization. Bases 111 to 1130 code for a protein of 339 amino acids. The record is from RefSeq and is a predicted model, not a curated record. Gene Ontology annotation, cellular component: endoplasmic reticulum tubular network.